AGAAAGUAUUCGCAAUGGAGGCGAAAGAAGUCAACAACAAGAAAGACGGAUGGUACGACAAGAGCCAGACAAGAUCUCUUGUGGGCUUCAAAUGUAUUGUCGUCCUCCUGUUUCUCUCUGCGAUUACGCCCGCAUAUGGCCAGUAUUUGUCGGACAAGGGGGUGUACCAGCAACAGCCUAUGCUUGUGCAACCGAUAAGAUGUGAUUGCCGACAUUCGGCCUCGCAGACGCUUUUGCACACGCCAGGAACUUCCUUCUUCUUCUCAUUUCAUUUUUCUAUCAAUACCGCUCUGCUAAACAGAACCGUGAUGGCAACAACAACAACGCCCGCCAGGACCCAAUUGCGCCCCCGCAGAAUGCACUGAUUUAUCACCAGCUUCCUGCACUGAUGCCCAACAAUACGAACCCCUUCGUGCCUUAGGCCACGAAGGGGUGCCCCCCCCCCCCAAAACCAAUGACGCGACUUUUUUUGACGUGCAUCUCUUGCUAUCUCUGCUAAAAUGAUUUCGCUUGAUACUUCCCAGUUCAAUCACUGAAAGUUCUAA
Cylicocyclus nassatus is the source of this 545-nucleotide messenger RNA. The record is from the annotation of a GenBank genome assembly. NCBI's taxonomy places the organism in Eukaryota, Metazoa, Nematoda, Chromadorea, Rhabditida, Strongylidae.